AUGCAUUUUUCAAAAUAUAUUUCCCCAACAAAAAUUACACAAAAUAAAUAUUUUUAUUCUAAAUUUAGUAAUUUCAUUAAAAAGAACUUUUAUAUUUUCAAAAAAAAAGUCUUAAAAGAGAAUUUGAAAAAUAAGUUAUUUUUUAAAAAAAAUAAUGAAAAUAACUUACAAGAAAAAAAUAUUAUAGAAACAAAAAGUUUUUUAAAUGAUUUAUUAAGUUACAACAAUUCAACUCGUUUAAAAUCAAAUGAUAAAAGCAAUAACUUAAAAUUCCAAAAUUUCCAUUUAAGUGAACAGCUUAUAAUUUAUAAUAUAAUUUUAAAAAAUAAUUUAAUAGAAAAUAUAGAAAUAGAAAUAUUAUUCAAAAAAAAUAAUAUUACAGUAAAUGAAAUUGAGAACUUUUAUUACCUUGAAAUUUUUUACAAAAGAUUAAAAAGCAAUAAAAUAGAAAAUAAAUUAAUAAAUUUAUACAGGAGUAAAAUUAAUAAUAUAUAUAGUAAUUUGUUAUUUUAUCACUUCAAUCAAAAAGGGAAUAAUUUUUUGCUACAUAAUAAUAUCUAUAAGCAAUUUUCUCAUGUUCUUUACUUUAUUAUUCAUGAAAUAUUAAACAUUAACAUUUUAUUAUUUAAAAAAAAAAUUACAAAAUCAGAAUAUGUAAAAAAAAAAUUUUAUAAAGUAAGUGAAACAGAAAAGCUCAUUCAAAAUUAUAUAUUUAAAUUAUUGAACAAUUUUUUUAUAAAUAACUUUCUAUUAUUGUUUAGAAAUCCAUCUAAUAAUUUAACUAAACAUAAUGAAGGUACAUUUUUAAAAAGAGACAGCAUAACUAAAAACAGAAAAUACUUUGAAAAAAAUGAAAACAGAAUUAAUGAGAAACAACUAUUUUAUAUUAAUAAAUUGAACAAAAACAAAAUAAAAUUAGAUCUAAGUAAAAGUAACAAAAAUAAUACUUAUGAUUUUAGAAGAACCAUAGAGUAUUCUUAUAAGUAUGCUAACAAAAAGGUAAAAAAAAAAAACUGUUUUAAAUUUAAAUUAGAUUUUAAAAAAAAACAUCAUUGUCUAUGUAAGCAAAGAUCCAAUAUUCAAAUAUUUGAAGAUUUUAAUAUUCUAAAAUUGAAUAGUAUAUUUUUAAAAGCAAAAAAUGGAAAUAACAGCGAUCUAUUAAAAAUUACAUUUAAAGAAUUUCUUAUUAUACUAUCAAGAAAGCGUAAAGAUAGAAAAAAUUUCCUAUCAUCUAUAAUAAAAUGCUAUGCACAUUUUUUUACUUUUAGUGAUAUAUUUAUUGUUGAUAAAGAAAAUGUAAAUAAAUUUUUUUUUUUUUUUUAUUACCAUUCUUUAAAUAGUGGUUAUACUAUUUUUUUCCAUAAUAGGACUAAUAUAAAUAUGUCAAAAAAAAACAGUAUAGAAAAAAAAAGAAAAGGAAAAAUAAAAUCAUUUAAUUAUAAUACUAUUACAAAUUUUUUAAAAAGGAAAAAAUUGAAAAAAAAAAAAAAAAACCAGUAUUUUAUUAAUUUAAAUAAUAACAAAUUAAAAAAUAACAGUUCUGAUAAUUACAUACUUUUAUUUUUAUAUGAUUUGAUCUUUAAUAUGAAUUUCCAUUUUAAUAAUUAUUUAAAAUAUAAAUACAGUAUUAAGAAUAUUGAUAAAAAGUAUGCGAUUUUAAAUAAAAAAGUAAAAAAUAAAGUUAAAAAAGGGAGAAUAAUUUUAUUUACAAACGACAAAAAGAUGCAGUCAAUGUGUUUUAAAAUAAACGUAUUUUAUCAAAAUUGUUGCGUAGAAGAGAACAAUAAAAAUAAAAAUAGUGCUAAGUUAUAUGUUUUUAGUGAUAACUUCUUAAAUAGAAAGAAAAAUGAUAAACAAAAGAAUAAGAAAGCAACAGAUAGCUAUGAAUUGUAUGCUUUCUCGAAAACUUUUCAUUUUUAA
Messenger RNA from Plasmodium relictum, 1920 nucleotides. RefSeq lists its product as hypothetical. Lineage: Eukaryota; Apicomplexa; Aconoidasida; Haemosporida; Plasmodiidae. The transcript has a single exon. The record is from RefSeq and is a predicted model, not a curated record. Bases 1 to 1920 code for a protein of 639 amino acids.